AUGCUUCUGAAAACUACCCUUUUUACAUUAUUCACCAUAUACUGCGCCGUAGUAUUGGCCAGUAAAUAUUCUAUAACAAUUACAUCGGAAGACACAACGUACAAACGUGCCUACCAGAAUUCUCAAAGUACUACACCUAAGGAAGCGAAUAAUCAUAUUUCAAUUCAAGUAGGAAAUGGGACAAACUCAACAGAAUUAUUACAAGAAAUAUUUGAAGCCAACUCAUUGCAAUUUACAGAUGCUCCAGAUUCCCCAACCUUUUUCAAAGCAAAGGAGACCAAGAUAGGCUUUGAUAUCGUUAAGGCGAUGCUCCCGGACUCUUUAGCUAAAAUGGAUGAUCCCAGUGAUAUCAUGGAGAUUAUAAUGAGGGAUGGUAGAUUUGCUAAUGUUAGACAUAUAAUAAAAGAAAUUAUAGAAGAUUUCGAUGAAGACGAAAUUUAUUAUGAUGAAGAUGAAGAUGAAGAUGAAGAAGAUGAAGAAGAUGACGGUACUAAUGAUUUUUACUUCGAUGAUGAAGAAGAAGAAGAUGAUGAUGACAAUUAUGAAGAUGACGAUUAUUAUUUCAUGAAGAGAAAUAAAAUAAUGAGAAAAGAUAAUAAUUUUUUUACUCGGAAUGUACCUACAUCAAUACUAUUACAAACACAAACUGCUCGAAGUACUAUAGUUUCAUGUACGUCGUUCUUUGAAAAUAAUAACUCAAGAUUACUCAAUCUCAGCAGUGUAGAGACGAAAGAAACUUUCUCAGUAACUUCUCAUGCAAUCACUACUCAUUUCCCUUCUCGACUGUUUGCCAUGACAAGUAAAAAUAACCCCAAAAUAUUUAAUAAUAACAACACCAUCCCAGAAAUGGAAAAUAAUAAUGAAGCAAAUAAACGGUUUAGCUUCUUUUUAAAGCCGUACCAUUUAGUUGCUUUUCUUUUUCUUUUAAUGUUAUUAAUUUUUGAUCAGUGA
Molecule: messenger RNA, 951 nt
Organism: Maudiozyma saulgeensis
Lineage: Eukaryota; Fungi; Ascomycota; Saccharomycetes; Saccharomycetales; Saccharomycetaceae
Source: the annotation of a GenBank genome assembly